UGCGGCCGCGAGCGCGUGGCGGCAUCGAUACGCAUCGCUGGGCCGUAUUACCAGUACACAAGUCGUCAUCUGACCACUCUCGAGCUCUGCGCCCAAUUUCAGCGUCUGGCAGACGCCAGACGCCGCAACACAAGCACUGCCUCACAGCCACCAGCAUUAGACGGCGGAGAAUGGCCGCAACCGACAGAGUAGCCGUGAUCGGCGCCGGCCCCAUCGGCUUGUAUGCCGCCUUCCGCCUUGUAAAAGCUGGUCAUAGAGUCGUGAUCUGGGAGAAGGGCUCUAUCGGCGCGAACGUCGAGCAGUGGGGCCACGUGACGCUCUUCUCCGCGAUGGCCUUGAACCUGCCCGACGAUUGUAGAAAAGCGCUGGAGACGGGUCUGGAGGGCGCGCCGCCGCGCUGCGUGCCCUCUGAAGACGCUUUUUUGACGGGCCACGAGUUUCGCAGGGACGUUUUAUUACCUCUCGCCUCGUAUUUGGAAGCGACGGGCCGCUGUACGAUUCAAGAACAUUGUAGUGUGGUCGGGUUAGCUCGAGGCCACCUCCUGAAGAAGGAGGGCAUCGGUGCCGUCGGAGAUUCACGUAGGGAGACGCUUCCCUUCCGCGCGCUCCUGCGACGGAAUGACGACGAGGCCUGGGAGGAGGCGAUGGCGGUCGUCGACUGCAGCGGCACAUACGCACCCGAAACGGCGCAAAGAUCCGGUUCUGGUGGGUUGAGUGCGCCGGGCGAGGCGAAGGCGGAGGCUCUUGGUUUGGUGUCGCGCGUCAUUCCAUCUCCUGGUUCCUUCAAGGGCAAGCGCGUCGCUGUGUUAGGUGGCGGCUUCUCGGCCAUUACCACAAUAAGGAAGCUCGCGGACGAAAACGUGGAGACCGUCUGGCUCGUGCGCAAGGCCAAGAGCGAAGCGCCCUACCAGCGCGUCGAGGGCGACCCCUUGCCUCAAAGAGACGCGUUAGCGGCCUACGGCAACGGCCUGGCGAGUUUAGGCACGAGCGGCUCAUUAGAAUGUGUGCGAGGCGCCCGCAUUCAGAGAAUCGACGUCGUGCGGAACGCCCUCAAGCUGACGCUCACGGACUCCACAAUUGUAGAAGUGGACCACCUCGUCUCCUUGACGGGUUAUCGGCCGAAUGCGGACCUGUAUCGCGAGCUGCACGUGCACCAGUGUUACGCGAGUGACGGCCCGAUGAAGCUCGCGGCGACGCUCCUCGCGGCGGCGGCGGGCGGCGGCGGCGGCGACUGCCUCAAGCAGGCGGCGCCCGGCGCUGCCACGCUGCGCAACCCCGAGCCGCGGUUUUAUAUAUUGGGCAUGAAGAGCUAUGGACGGAACUCGUCCUUUUUGAUGAGGGUCGGCUACGAGCAGUGUUCCUUGCUCGUGGACGAGCUCGCGGGCUGCGCUACGUUAGAUCCAUUUAAGGCGCCGCCGGGCGCGCCGGACCCGCCGUGCGACGACGCGGCGGCGGGGGUCGGGGUAGCGGUGGCGUAAGAAGAGUCUCUCUAUUUUAUGUUAAA
Messenger RNA from Pelagomonas calceolata, 1504 nucleotides. Lineage: Eukaryota; Pelagophyceae; Pelagomonadales; Pelagomonadaceae. The record is from the annotation of a GenBank genome assembly.